AUGGCUCCCGCUCAUCCAACGGCGUCCGAACGACGCAAAGCCACCCGUUCUUCAUUAGCCUGUUUGCCCUGCCGCUCUCGUCAUAUCAAAUGCGACGGUGAACAGCCAAAGUGUAGGCGGUGCAUCCAAGCUGAACAGCAAUGUGCUUACACUCAGUCGCGCCGGGGUGGUCAAACGCGACAGGCUCUUGCCGAAAGACGCCGACGCCUCGCUGCAGCAUCAUCAGCGGAUAAUGGCCAUUCUUCCCUUCCGAAAAGCCCAAGAAUCCCGGAUGUCACUCAACAACCCCACCAAGUUGACUUUUUUGGUGGCGUUGACGUUGCUGACACGCCGUCGAGCUCGGCAGCUCCAGUAUUAUCAAAUACGGGUACCCUCGAUGUAGAUGAUGACACCCUCAUCGACGCGUACUAUGAAAAUUUCCACAAGUUUCACCCCGUGGUGUUACCUCGCAGGCACCUAGCCAGGCUCUACGAGGACACAAGCAAGCCGAUCAAUCUAAGACCUCUGGUUGCCGUGAUGCGCUGCAUUGGCCAUCUCUAUCGCUCCAGAGAAUGGUCUGAUUCGCUAAAGGACUUGGUCGAAGCAUCCUUCGUCGAAACCUCGCCAACGGACCCCAUCAUGGUUCAGUGUCGACUUUUAUAUUCUACUGCUCUCUUCUGGUACGACUACAAGACUGAGUCGAAACGGGAAAUGGACCAUGCCGUCAACACCGCUCUGGGACUUCGGAUGUUUCGUCGCGAAUUCGCAACUGAGCAUGGAUACGGGGAUCCGGUAAUGAUCGAAUCAUGGAGACGGACCUGGUGGUCGCUUUACGUGGUAGACUGCUACUAUGCCGGCACGCUAGGAACGAUAGAUUUCAAAGUUAUCAAUGUCGAUGCCAAUGUUGACCUACCCUGUCAGGAAACAGAGUAUGAAUCAGGUCAGAUUCCGCAACCGCGGACACUUGAAGAAUUUGACUCUCGCGAGUUCGACAUCAGCGACACGCCGUUUUCAUCAUUCGCGUAUCUGAUCGGGGCGGUUAGAUCCGCGGCAGCUGCAUUAUCGGCCGUGCCUCGAUGCUCCGGAAAGAGGGCUUCUUUGGACAUCAUCCAAGCUGCAGAUGCCACUGUCGACGGGUGGCUGCUUUUGCUACCAAAGGAACAUAAACAGGUCCUGGCGAAAACAGGAGAGAUUGACGAGCUCAUAUUCCAAGCUCAUCUGCUAAUUCACGUAUCAAUUGUCGGGAUGCACCGACCCUUAUCCGAUCUUCGCUUCAACCCCGUAGAGCACGUCUCCAGCUGCGCAGGGGACCUUCCUGCGGAGACUCCGACGCCCGAGCUCGUCAACGUGCACACAGCACGAGUACUGCGCUCGGUGGAAUCACAAAUCCGCCUCUUGGCCCUACCAAUCCGGGCCUUCAACCACACUCCGUUUCUUACCUGCAUGAUCAGCGAAGGCACCCUUGCGCUUCUAUCCGCGUGCAACUUUCUCUUCAAGGGAAAAGAGCUGGCCAUCGCAAGAGACCAGAUUCGCAUGAUCAUCGGAUGUCUCAAGGCACUGGCGGAGAUAUGGCCCCGAACACGGAGGAACGUGCAUGAAAUCCAGCUGAUCGCCCGCUAUGUACUUGGACUGGAAGGCAAGAAGCCUCCUCCCCCGGAGCCAAUCCGGUCGAGUGAAUCGGAUGAUAGUGUACAGGGUCUUGGGUCGGAAGUCAUGACGUUCGACGACGAUGGCUUACCGCCUGUAGAUACUCUAGAAGGGAUCGAUCUAUGGCAGAGUCUUGGUGAUCUAGAUGCUGGGCUUUCUUGGUGGGCUGAUGGACAAUAG
Molecule: messenger RNA, 1806 nt
Organism: Aspergillus melleus
Lineage: Eukaryota; Fungi; Ascomycota; Eurotiomycetes; Eurotiales; Aspergillaceae
Exons: 3
Coding region: 1-1806 (601 amino acids)
Biological process (GO): DNA-templated transcription; regulation of DNA-templated transcription
Molecular function (GO): zinc ion binding; DNA binding; DNA-binding transcription factor activity, RNA polymerase II-specific
Source: RefSeq, a predicted model, not a curated record